Molecule: messenger RNA, 339 nt
Organism: Penicillium waksmanii
Lineage: Eukaryota; Fungi; Ascomycota; Eurotiomycetes; Eurotiales; Aspergillaceae
Exons: 1
Coding region: 1-339 (112 amino acids)
Source: RefSeq, a predicted model, not a curated record
AUGUGCUUUUACAACCAAAAGCGAUUUUCGUGUGGGGACUGGAGCUGGACCAACUUCGCCCAUCGGUGCAAUUACGAGUAUCGCACAGGCGAGACGUGUGGUAUGAAACUCGUGAACAUGACCGAAAACGAUAACAGCAAGUGCCGCCUCUGUGAAAAGAUUGAGACCAAAUUCCGGCGGCGAAGCGCCGAGGUCGACCGCCUAGAACGGUGGAAACGUGAGGGGGCCACUCUUGUUGCCUCCAUGGACCGAUCCCAGAAACUCAUAAUGGACUUGGACAAGGAAAUUUACGUCUUGCAACGGGAGCGUGAGGAUCGACGCACGACCCUUACACGAUAA